Molecule: messenger RNA, 1164 nt
Organism: Penicillium chermesinum
Lineage: Eukaryota; Fungi; Ascomycota; Eurotiomycetes; Eurotiales; Aspergillaceae
Product: acyl-CoA-binding domain-containing protein
Exons: 4
Coding region: 1-1164 (387 amino acids)
Biological process (GO): fatty acid metabolic process
Molecular function (GO): fatty-acyl-CoA binding
Source: RefSeq, a predicted model, not a curated record
AUGUCCGAUUCCGUAGAUCGUGUCUUCGUCCAUGCCUUGAAUACUGUCAAGAGGAUUCCGCGGACGGGCACUGCUCGCCCGCCCGCCGCGGAACGGCUGAAGUUAUAUGGAUUGUACAAGCAGAGCAUGGAGGGGGAUGUCGAGGGCGUCAUGGACAGGCCGAUAGGCAAUACGCCGGAAGUCCAAGCGGAAUGCGAGAAAUGGGAUUCCUGGUAUGCCCAGCGCGACCUGUCGCGCACUGAAGCAAAACGCCGUUAUAUUAGUACCCUCAUCGAGACUAUGCACACCUACGCAUCGCAAACCACGGAAGCCCGCGAACUCGUUUCCGAACUUGAGUUUGUCUGGGACCAGAUUAAAUUCAACGCCUCUUCAUCCUCCUCAUCAAGCCCUUUAAAUACCGUGGGCGUCCCAUCAUUAUCUCGGAAUCAGGGCAGCUCAUAUGGGAGUAUCGGAGACCGACUAGCGCGACCCGUGGAGGAAUAUGACCGUCCCGAUAUGCGAACCGAUGACCGGAGCUCUCGCCUCCGCGUUUUAAGCCCCAUGAGCCAACCUGAAGAAGAAGAAUACUACCGUCGACAUCGAAGGCAACCAACGGAAGAUACCGAGGAUGCCGACGCAGCGGAGGAAUCAAAUUUGGACGACGACGACGAUGAAGACGAAGAGUAUGAAGAGGCCCGCGACAGCCUUUACGAGCCCCAAGACAACGACAGCGCGAGCACAACCACACACACCGGCGUCGGUUCCCAUGCGAGCCGCUCUAAGCACAAUCGCCAGAGCUCCGCCCUCAGCAUCGGUGACUCCAGCAGUAACCCGCACACGCGGGACCCCACUUUGCCCAAGAAUAGUCCCUGGCGUCGCAGGGUCGAACAAGCCUUGACCAACAUGACCGCUGAAAUCGCUGCUCUGCGCGAGCAGAUGGAGGCUCGCACACUGGCGAAUCGCCGCCGCUCCGGCCUCUGGGCCUGGCUGAAAUGGAUUCUCUGGAGUGUCGUCCGCCAGAUCAUCUGGGACGUGGCUCUAUUGGGCGGUCUACUUAUCUAUAUGCGGCUGCGUGGUGAUCGCCGUAUUGAAGAACGAUUGCGCUCCGGCUGGUCCGAAGUCAAGGGCAAGCUGAGUCGUUUCAAGCUUCUGCGCCGUGUCAACGAUAUGCCUCUUCUGCCAUGA